AUGUCUACUACGCGACUCCAUCCCCACCAUUCUCUCCCAGCGCCCGUUGUCCAUGCUGGAUUCUCCGUUUCCCAGUCCAAGUCCUAUGUUCUGGCCGGCGUCCAGGACGCGUAUUGGAGCGACGACGAAACUGAGGACGCGGAAUGUCCUCUCUGCCUUGAAGAAAUGGACAUCUCCGAUCUUAAUUUCAAGCCAUGCAUAUGUGGCUACCAGAUCUGCCGUUUUUGUUGGCAUCAUAUCAAGGAGAAUUUGAACAAGCGUUGCCCCGCUUGUCGAAGGAUCUACACGGAUGAUGCGGUUGAAUUCAAGCCAAUUGCUACUCAAGACCACAAGCGUCUUAUGCAGCAGAAGAAACAAAGGGAUCGCGAGAGGAAGGAGCUGGAGUCAUUGGGCAGACGGCAUCUAGCUAACGUGCGGGUUGUACAAAGAAACGUGGUGUAUGUGGUUGGCAUAGGACCUCGCUUUGCUAAAGAAGAGCUCAUUCCGACUUUGCGUUCAAAUGAGUAUUUUGGCCAAUAUGGCAAGAUUACCAAGAUACUUUUGGUCAAGCGAAACUCUCCUGGGGGUGGAGGCCCCGUUGUCGGGUUAUAUAUUACAUAUCAUCGAAGAGAAGAUGCCGCUCGGGCCAUUGCCGCUGUGGACGGGACUUCCUCUCCUGGAGGCGGUAGGGAAGUCAUGAGGGCUAGCUAUGGCACUACAAAGUAUUGUAUGACUUUCCUUCGUGGGGUGUCAUGCAGUGACCACAGUUGCAUGAAUCUACAUGAAUGGGGUGAUGAAAAGGAUUGUUUCACGAAAGAGGAUCUGACCACACUGAAACACACGAUGAAGGCGACCGAGAGCCGCACGAGAACUAUCACCGCAAAGAAGGGUGACGAGGACGUGCCUUUGCCACGUGCUGCCUCCUGGGGUCAGAAGGGUGUCAAUAAUUCAUCGGCUGCUGCAGGCUCCAGUUCUUCUGCUACAAGCAAUGCCAUCUCGAGGCAAUCACGAAGAAUGGGUAACACUAGACAGCCCCGUAAUGUCGCAAGCACUGUAGGACACUCUGAACCUCGAUAUAGCCAGGGCAAGUCAAUCCUGGAACGGAAAAUUGCGACCUCCUCUGUUUCAAGGCCUUCAACUCCUGCAACAAGCGAGGCAAGUCGCACAGAAAUAUCCAACGACACCAAGACGGCAAAACAGAAGGAGGUAACGACACCUGCACCACAGGCUGUUGAUUCACCUGCAGCGUCGACGUCUAACUUAGAUUUGGGUUCGACCGUGCCGGAGACAAUACCGCUGGAACGACCAGAGUCAACAGAUUCUUCGGAACUUAAGCCUCAACCUACAACAUCCAAACCAACGGUCCCGAAUCCCUUGUCACCGCCUCCGGGUCUGCCUGCACCUCCUGGCUUGUCCGCUCCGCCGGGAAUAUCAUCUCCAAGUAGACCUCCUCGUGCGGAGACCGCCUCGCCCCAAACUCCGCUGCUUGCCUCACAAUCGUCCUACCAAAUGUCCACAGCCGCUCGCGCUCUUUUGGACGAUGUAAAAGCGCGAAGAGAGUCUACUCUCCCUCUGGCUCCCGCCUUUAGUCCUUUCCCAGAUUUUGAUCGAACUCUGCAAACUCUUAGUGGGGACGACGGUGGAGGAUUCAGCUUCAAUCUUGACCCUAAACUUGCAGAUGAGGCGGAUUCUACUGCUGCUCUCGAGUUCAACGUGACGUCCAGUGCCCCGUUCCAUGGCUCAUAUAUCGACGCUUUCCCCGCCCUUCGAUCUGGUUCUCCAUACGGCCCUUCGCCUGCAAUAGGGCAUGGUCACGGUCCGCAUCCAUCGAUAUAUGACCCAGCGCUUCUACGUCCAUCUUCUGGACAUCAGUCAGAAAAACAAGCAUCGAGAGGUCCUGCCUACAGCGGUUCUUUCAACCCAUUUUCUGAUGCGAUGGUGGAGAGCACUGCAUUGUCAUCUCCUCAGAGAAUGCCGUCGUCUCCUGUGGACGAGGAACGCAAAGUUUCUCGUUUCGGGUUCGCCCGGGGUCGCCAAUCAUCGACUGCUGCUUCCCCCCUUCAUUCUGUCUCGCCUCUUGCUUACUCGGGAGACCAUCAUAACUUUUGCAACCCCACAGAGGAAACUUCAGCAAAUGCUUUGCAUGCUUGGUCACAAAAUCUACAAGCACCGAAUUCCCUCUCUAAUUCUCCGGUGUCCCAGCCUGCCCCAGCUAGGACGCAUUUCCAGCAACCCCAACAGAAUCGACUUCAGCCCACAACGAAUGAAUUAAGCGAAGCACAGCUACGCAAUUUUAUCAUCUCCAGCCAGGAAAGGACUAACGGGUUGAGAGGUUCAGCAGAUCAGCAGCACCUUCAAUAUAUGUCUUCACAGCCUUUCGAAGAUCCAGCCAUUAUGUCCGCCAGUUUCAGUGCCUCAACAAAUGAUCAAGUCUUCGCUUCCAUGGCAUAUGGACCUCCACCCGGUCUUCAACGUCCAACUCCUCCGUCAAUGAUGCAUACCCAAGUCGCUAAUGUUGCUGUCGAUGGGCGCAGCAAUUCCGCACAGGUCUCAGCUUGGACCUCAACCACCGCCGCAACCCUUUUGUCGCCCGAAGACUUUCCUGCGCUCGUCCCCAGCUCUCCAGACCCCCCUGUUGCAGCAAAUACCCAGGACUCGACAAACCUAUUGGCGCCUUUUGCUGUGACUGGGAAGGAUCGAGAGAAAGCUGAACGUAAAGCCGUUAGAAAGGACGCAGCGGCUGAAAAAGCCUUAGAGAAACAGAGGCUGGCUCAAGGGAAGGCGGAAGCAAAGGCCGCGGAAAAAGCGAAAGUUAUUCGUGAUAAACAGUCUGAGAAGGAGAAGGCCGAGAAGGAGAAAAACACUGGACCUCAUUCGGCGCCUACCGCGAAAGAUGCUAGAGUUGUCGAACCUGUGCCUAAUCCGUUAGUUGCAGUGCCGUCCAAGCUGACAAAGAAGCCAUCAAGACAAGAGUCCCAGAACGAGAAACCCACCACGUCAAAGAAGACUUCUCCAAAGACCAGUGACUCCUUCCCUACCAACAAACGCCAGGAUUCGAUCUCCAGCCCGGCCAAGACGAAGCCAACUCCUCCCGUGAAGUCGACAAAUUCCCCGGUAGAUGAUAUAACGACACAGGUUCCCCUCCUUUCUAAGAAACCCAAGAAGAACAAGGCCAUUGUUAAACCCGUCAAGGUUGUAAAGGAGGAAGAGACGCACGAGGAACCUUUGCCGUCCGUUAGUGAUGCGGGUAGACCUCAUGGCCCCACCACAACCUCGAGCUCUGCCAACUCUCGCUCGCAUUCAGUUGAUCAUCAUCAAGCUCCCACAAGUGUUCACCGUCUCUUGGAGCAAAUCGACGCCGUGACCCCCGGGUUAGACCUAUGCAAUCACCCUUUCUUUAACAUCCAGCGCCUUACAUCUCCAGCGAAGGUGCCCCUUGAGUAUGGUCCUCUAGUCCACGCCCUCUCUGCGUUGUCUGUUGGCGGGGGGUCAUUUGCCAACAAUAUGCCAUCAGGAUCGAUCGACAAUGCUGUCUCCUCUUUUCAACAAUUGUUGGAGACACUCACCCAAACGAUUUCGGACCUCCUUCGCCUUCUUCCUCGUACAACCUGGGACGACAGUUCUUCGUUCGACGGAGUUCUACGAGACAUGCUCAAGGGUGACGACUUCCUUGAUGAUGGAGGUGAGGAUGGGCCAGGUAAAGAAGAUGAAGUUGCUGCCCUAACUUUGGCACUGGAGCGUCGGGCGCGUUGGAUGGAGGUGCAACUGUCGAAGCUGGAAGAGCUGCAUCGUGACAUCAAUACGGCCGCAGUGCGUGCAGUGCUCUCAUUCAACGACAGCGGUUGGGAUAGAAGUGGCUUUUUGCCGCGCGUCGGCAACACGUUGAAUCGAUUCAACAGCAUUGGGAUGGUUGUGCAGGACGGCGAGUUGAGGCCGAUGACGGCAGACGAGCUUGAGAAGAAACUCGCUGUUGCGGAGGAAGCUGCCGUUUUCGCGGAGACGGAGCUGCGGGAAGCUAUGGAGAAGUAUCAUAACUUCAAGAGCUCAUCAUCGUGA
Cyclocybe aegerita is the source of this 4035-nucleotide messenger RNA. Lineage: Eukaryota; Fungi; Basidiomycota; Agaricomycetes; Agaricales; Hemipholiotaceae. The record is from the annotation of a GenBank genome assembly.